UGUUAGUAAACAAAACAGUUCUCCUCCCCAUUACAGCUCGGAACACUGCUCUGGAUGCUUGUGCACAGCACAGCCAUCCAAAUCAGUGUGCUUACAGUGAAGCACACGGACACAGCCCUAGCAAAACACUCCCAGCACACAGUUAACCCUUUGAUCGCCCCUCAUGUUAACCCCUUCCUGCCCAGAGCUAUUAAUACAUUGUCAAUGCUUUUAUUUAGCACUGAUCACUGUAUUGGUGUCACUGGGGAUGUCAGUGACAACAAGUCAGUUCCCCCCAGUGUCAGAAUGCCCGCCGCAAUCCAGCUAUAA
Messenger RNA from Staurois parvus, 309 nucleotides. Lineage: Eukaryota; Metazoa; Chordata; Amphibia; Anura; Ranidae. The record is from the annotation of a GenBank genome assembly.